CCCUCGUCGCUCAAGACUCUCUCGUCGACGAGCCUGGCACACAUUCUCGAGCUCGACAUUCCGAUCAGCCGCUCGCGCUGGGACCCCGAGACGCGCAGCGGGCGCGCCGCUCGCACUCGGCGCGGCUCGUGGCAGAGCCUGCGCACUGUCGGCGAGCGCAUCAUGCUCGCCGCGCAGCCCGCCGAGGUAUGGAUAGCCUACCAGCCGCGCAUCGCCGGUGCUGCCGGCGCCAAGCCGCGGCAUCCCAGAUGAGUGGCUCAGCCUCAUGAUCCGCGAGGCGAGCGAGGGCGCGCCGCCAGCGUCGGACGACCGAGGUCCAACAGGCAUGCAGCGCGUCGGCAAGGGCCUCAGUCGGCUCUCCCUCGGCGUCGCCUCGCUCUUUGGCGCGCUCGACGUGCUCGACGGCGGCGAACGGUCCGAGGCGCGUCGCCGCGCUGAGCUCGAGGAGCUCGGCUUCGUCGAGAUCGAAGGGGCUCAGGGAAGCGAGAGCAACGCAGCGCCGCCUCGCUCGCCAAGUCCGUUUGCGCGUCGUCUGGGCGGCUUCCGGCGGAAUAAGCCCGCGAAGCAGGGCGGCUUCGUCGGCAUGUGCAGGUCCAUCAUCGAUCGGGCGCUGGGUGCCGAGAAUCCGUCGAACAUGAUGGCGCCGCGGGAGCAAGUCGAUGACCUCGAGGCCGACGCACAGCCUCUCACCGGGAGUGCUGUGGCCGAGCUGGCUCGCGCGCGGCCCGAGAUAUCAGCCCCAUUGCCGGCAGCAGCAGCAAGUCCGCAAACUAAGCGGCGGAAGGAAAGCGGCGCCGACAACAAUCGCAGCGAAGGCACAAAGGAGCCGUUCCAGCGUCUGCGGCGAGCCUUCUCCACGAAGGACAAGGAGAAUUCGCCGCUGCUGAAGCCCGGCCUUGGGCUACAGCCGACUGUCGUUGACGGCUACGGCGCCGUGGUGCAAGGCGGCGGCUGGCCGACUGGCAAGCUCGCAGCGUCAGGCUCGAAGAAGAAGCGCAAGGAGGAGCGGGCAGACACGUUUUGGCGGCCACGGGGCGAGGCGGCACCAGAGAGCAUGACCAGCUCUUCGGACUCGCAGGAGGCAGAGCGCAUCCGGAACCUCGGUCGACGAUGGGCGUCGCCGCCGCCCGAGGGACAGGUGCGCGAGUCGAAGGUGCUGCGCGAGCGCCUCGAUCUGAAUGCAGAGAGCCUGCGGCAAACGCUCCCGCUGCCUCCGCUCAACGACUCCGCUGCUGUCGCGGUGCCGCGCCCGGGCGGUGCAAGCGUCCGCACAACCUCCGAGCACAGCGCGCGCGUGCCACAGGCGCGCCUCACGAUGGCCGACGUGCCCAUGAGCUGCCAGUCGAUCACGGACGUGCCUGCUGGAUCUUCCGCUGCCGGUCACGGCCAAGAUGAUGCCGACAGCAGCGAUGACGGCAACUACCUCGAGCCAGGCUCGCGAGAUGACGAGCGGCGAGACUCGGCUGCCACGGCGCGGCCGAUGAGCCACUCCAAGACGAGCGAGUCGAUCGUCACGAGCGAUGCGCGCGACGGCCUCGUCAUUCGGGCGCCCUCAGCAUCGCCUUCGCUCAGCCGCGCGCAUCAACUAGUCUCCGACACGUCGCUGUCCAGCUCGCCCGGCAAGGCGAAGCGGUCGAAGCCCUCGUCUUGGCGACGCUUCGGACGGUCCAACAACGGCGACGCCGACACAGGGGCCAGCUCUUCAGACGAGAACCAGCUGCCAACACCUCGUCGGCGCUCCUUCUCCCUCACGCGGCCGGCCAGCAGAGGGGCCGACUCGGCUCCCAUGCGGCCGGGCGGCGCGCAGAUCAUCGCACGGCCCGCCGAUGCUGGCAUCGCCGUCUUCAGCGGAGCACGCUGACAUACCAACGAGGAACGAUACCAUAUGCGUUGCCGCUGCGUCGCUUAGUCGUCGUCGAUCGCGUCAGAGUGCUCCUGCGAGUCGUCCUCGACGAUGCUCUCUGAGACGUGCCCAUCGUCCACAAUGCUCUCGGAGACGUAUGCGUCGUCGGUGACCUGCGCUGCUUCGUGCUCGCGUGCGAGGCGUGCAGAUGCGUCCUGGCCGUCGGCCAUCUCCUCA
Messenger RNA from Tilletiopsis washingtonensis, 2080 nucleotides. RefSeq lists its product as hypothetical. The record is from RefSeq and is a predicted model, not a curated record. Lineage: Eukaryota; Fungi; Basidiomycota; Exobasidiomycetes; Entylomatales. The transcript has 4 exons. The coding region runs from base 266 to 1861 and encodes 531 amino acids.